Molecule: messenger RNA, 654 nt
Organism: Nezara viridula (southern green stink bug)
Lineage: Eukaryota; Metazoa; Arthropoda; Insecta; Hemiptera; Pentatomidae
Source: the annotation of a GenBank genome assembly
AUGUCGACACCAAGGCCCUCCAUGAAGCUCCUUGUUGAGUCUGGUAUCGUUCCGCGAGCUCCGAACCAAAGGCCUCUCACGUGGAACUCUCUCGGCCCGAAACUCUCGUGGAACUUUUCACUAAGGAAAGGGAUGCAUUUCUCAUAUGAGAAUAGAGUUGUGGAGGAAAACGAUAAGCCAGUUGGAAAAGCGCUACCUGCUGUAGAAGACGCAAGCAGCCCGAAGAGCGAAGAGAUAGACCCUUCCCUUGCGGAGGCGGUCGGACGACUGGAGAGGUGGAGCGCUAGUGUCCUGGGGGGGGGGGGGAGCGGUCGGGGGUGGCGAAGGGGGCAGGUGAGGGGGUGGCUGGGAAUAGCGAAGACCAAUCAGAGGUCAGACAAAGACGCCCAUUCCCGGCAGGAACUAUGGGAAGCGGUCCCUCCCAAGUUCUCCAGAACUCCCGAGGGACAUCGUCCAUAUUCCAGAGGAUCGACCCUGGAGACAGUUUAUCCAGGAGUUGGCCGAGCUAAAGCAGUAAACCUUCAGGAGACCCCUCAAUCCUCCACCCUCCACCCUCCAUCACAUCCACCUCCACCGACUCCUGUAGAUCGGAUGUCAGCCAGGUCGGCAGGUACUAGACUCCCCACUCAGGGCUCUACACAGGAUCUCACUUAG